Zeugodacus cucurbitae (melon fly) is the source of this 1075-nucleotide messenger RNA. RefSeq names its product elongation of very long chain fatty acids protein F. The coding region runs from base 98 to 913 and encodes 271 amino acids. Gene Ontology annotation, biological process: sphingolipid biosynthetic process; fatty acid elongation, polyunsaturated fatty acid; fatty acid elongation, monounsaturated fatty acid. Gene Ontology annotation, cellular component: endoplasmic reticulum membrane. The record is from RefSeq and is a predicted model, not a curated record. Gene Ontology annotation, molecular function: fatty acid elongase activity. The transcript has 3 exons. NCBI's taxonomy places the organism in Eukaryota, Metazoa, Arthropoda, Insecta, Diptera, Tephritidae.
UGCUACAAUUGCGCACAUUCCUAAUGUCGAAAGCAAUGUGAAGCGCGCAGUAUGCUAAAGUCUUUGCACGCGCUUCGUGGUCGGCUUCGUAGGCAACAUGUUGGAUAUUUUACAGAGUACCUACGUCCUACUAACAGGUCCUAGCACCACCAAAGAAGGCUACGACUAUCUACCCUUCCAUGGCGCCCUUUUGCCAGUUGCACUGCUCUUAAUCGGAUACGUGACGCUUGUCUUCAGAAUAGGACCAUGGUUUAUGAGAAAUCGUGCACCUUACAAUUUGACGAGCGUGCUGCGUUACUACAAUAUAAUCCAGAUACUUUUCAAUGCAGUCAUGGCGCUUAUGGGCAUCUACUUGUAUUUUUACAAGAAAGUCGUGCCUAUUGGUUGCAUGACCGGGCUGCCUUUCGAACAUCCGCUCAAGUCGUUGGAAAUAAUUGCCAGUUUCGCUUAUGUUUUCAAUAAGUUCCUCGAUCUUUUCGAUACAAUAUUCUUUGUGCUGCGCAAAAGCUACAAGCAGGUGACCUUUCUCCACGUCUAUCAUCAUAUCUUGAUGACCAGCAUAUCAUAUAUUUACCUGAAAGUUAUUGGCACUGGUGGGCACGCUAGCAUCACAGGCAUCAUGAACGCUAUUGUGCAUGUGAUUAUGUAUGGCUACUACUUUGUGAGUGCCACCAAACCGCAGAUGAGGAACUCUCUGUGGUGGAAAAAGUAUAUCACGCAAAUACAAUUUGUACAGUUUGUUUUGGCAUUAAUCCACAACCUCUGGCCGCUGAUCGUCGAUACGGAUUGUGCAGUACCGAAAAUAUUCUGUGUGUUCUCUGUGAUACAAGCCGUGGUGAUGAUUUACCUCUUCGGUAGUUUCUAUAAGAAGAGUUAUUUGGAUGCAAAGACGAGAGUCGAGAAGAGUAAGUAAUCUAGAAGGAUACCACUACAUCCAUAUGUGCGUGCACCCGUUACUUGGGUGCAGUCGAUUAGUUGUAUUUGUGCUUGUCUUUUCUUUUUUAAUUUUAAAUUUAUAAUCGAAUAAUAAGUAAGCAAUUUUAUGAAAUACACAUGCGAAAAAAAAAUUUAACGA